Molecule: messenger RNA, 1272 nt
Organism: Linum tenue
Lineage: Eukaryota; Viridiplantae; Streptophyta; Magnoliopsida; Malpighiales; Linaceae
Source: the annotation of a GenBank genome assembly
AUGGCCGCAACAACUCGCACCCCCACUCUACUACUCACACUCCUCCUACUCACCGUCGGCGGCGCGUCAACCUCACUCGACACCUUCGUCUACGGCGGGUGCUCACGGCUCAAGUUCUCGCCGGGUUCACCCUACGAGUCAACCCUCAACUCGCUACUCACCUUACUCGUCAACUCAGCCUCCUUCACCCUCUACAACAACUUCACCUCCGCCGCCGUCCCGGUCCUCUACGGCCUCUACCAGUGCCGCGGCGACCUCUCCGCCGCCGCCUGCCGCACCUGCGUUGCCGGCGCCAUCGCCCGGCUCGCCGCCCUCUGCCCGCCGGACGCCGCCGGCGGCGCCGUGCAGCUCGACGGCUGCUACGUCAGGUACGACAACGUGUCUUUUCUCGGCGUCCAGGACAAGACCGUGGUGCUGAAGAAAUGCGGCGCGUCGUCGGUCGGGUACGACUCCGGCGCGUCGGCGAGGAAGGACACCGUGCUGGAUUACGUGGUGGCCGGCGGCGGCAAGGCGUAUAGGGUGGGCGGGUCCGGCGGCGGCGUUUAUGCGGUGGCGCAGUGCGUGCAGGACCUGAGCGUGGGGCAGUGUCAGGAUUGUAUGACGGCGGCGGUCGGGGUGCUGAAGUCCGACUGCGGCGCCGCCGCCGCCUGGGGGGAUGCGUUCUUGGGGAAGUGCUACGCGCGGUUCUCGGAAGGUGGCGCACACUCGCGCCACGGUAAUAACGACGACGACAAAGACGAUAACAACGACGUCGAGAUUGAGAAGACACUGGCAAUACUGAUCGGACUUAUUGCCGGAGUUGCCCUCCUCAUCGUCUUCCUCUCCUUCCUCAGACAACUCUGCCAAAAGGGCAAAGGUGGCAAAUAGCUUCAACAAUUCGACUUUUUUGUUCACUGCCGCCGAUUUUCGGUUGUUAUGUAAAGCUUGUUUCACAUCAUUCACUGAACAAGACUAGGGCAACAAACUGGUAUCAUAUGGUCCAUAUAUGUAAGAAGAAAAGACAGGGGAAGGAAGAAAGGAAAGCAAAGAGGGAAAAGGAUUGCAAUUGCUGUUAUUAAAUAGAAGAGAUUCCACAAUCCAUUAGUGACUAGUUGUUUCGUCGUUUGCUCGUUGGGUAUGAAAGAUGAAUAGAGAAACCGUCUUCUCUAAAACCAUGGUUUAGUGAAUGUUUUUUUUUAUAUAUAUAAUAAUAUUGUAAGAAAUUGAAUACAGAGAGAGAAUUGUCAUGUACCAACAAUUAUCGACUCUUGUAAAGAAGAGAACAUCCAACAC